Molecule: messenger RNA, 1632 nt
Organism: Rhipicephalus microplus (southern cattle tick)
Lineage: Eukaryota; Metazoa; Arthropoda; Arachnida; Ixodida; Ixodidae
Product: sclerostin domain-containing protein 1-like
Biological process (GO): negative regulation of Wnt signaling pathway; negative regulation of BMP signaling pathway
Molecular function (GO): BMP binding
Source: RefSeq, a predicted model, not a curated record
GGAAGACAGACGCACAUGUCGGAAGUGAGGCGGUUAACAGGGGGCACCGAAGCGACGACAGUUGAUACGACGCGCCUCGAGGCAGCAAUUAGAAGUUCCAAGGAGUCGGGCCGGAUGGCCGCUUAAGGGAGAGGGUUCGAACGCAGAGAGGAGGAUAGGGCCCAGACGACGGAGCAGAAGUUUGUUGCGCGGCUAAUCUUUGACCUCGCGCGAACGGGCGCUGGCGCUGCCAACGUAUUACGAGGGUUCCAGCGCCAAUCUAUGCACUGAAUGCGUGCACGAGCGAGUAACAUGUGACAGCGUGGUGAGACAAAUGUGGCGCUGAAGAAAGAGGCUGCCAUGACGAGCAAAACAAGGAUGCUGCCGAACGUCAAGUUCGUGUUCUUUGUGCUCGCCCUGACAGGCAGUGCUUUCGGAGCUGUCAGCUACAGCAACGAACAGCAGGCUCCCGCGGAAGUGGACGUGAGGAGAGGCUCCCCGAUGCUGGGCUGCAAAGAACUGCGCUCCAAGCGAUACAUCUCCGAUGGCCACUGCACCUCGGCGCGUCCUCUGCUGGAGGUGGUGUGUGCGGGCGCCUGCUUGCCGAUCGAUCAGCUGCCCUGGUACUCGGACGGGUCGCCCGCCGGAGCAAGCGCUAGCUGGAGCUGCGAACCGGGAGCGGUGCGCCUCCGGCGGGUCCACUUGCUCUGCCCGAACGGCGAGCGCCAGAGCUACCGGGUGCCCGUGGUGCGAGCCUGCAAGUGCGUGCGGAAUCUGGAACACGCUACGCACGGGUCCUGAAACUUGCCAAUAGAUGGUCGGCCAUCGUCUCACUGUGCGAUGCGCUUGGUUUGGCUAUAACGCUUGUGAAGCCAAAUUUCCAUGGUUGAUGACUCGUGAGAGUGAAAAAUGUUUCUAGUGCUCUGUACUGAGUAGCUGUGAACUAGACUAGCUGGGUGUUAUGGCUUUGCGACAUAACAAACUAACACAUGUAGAUAAACAGCCGUUACAGUGCAUAGAAAAUUUCGUAACAAACUUUCGCUUUCACUGAAUGUUUCAGAGGCUUACGGAUUGUACAACUACGUCGAUAUCAAGGAAGCCACAAGGCUCCCAGUUUUUUAUGACUUUCAUCACAGCAGUUCUGAACUGUCACAUCAGGAAGCAACGCGGUCGCAUGAGGAUCGUUGUUAUGGCGUCACUUGAAACCCGCUGUCUAUCACACUUUUCAGAGUACCACUGACUAUCAUGGCCAUUGCGUUAUCUCUGAAAUUUCGUUGUUGAAAACAUAACUUCCGACAAAUGACAACAAUGACGUUUUAUUCAGUUUUGGAGUUUGUGAAACGUUAUUUGACUGGUAUACUGAACGUUAAUUUUCAAACUGGUGCUCUUUUACACGCACAGCACGGAAGCGGAUGCUUGAAAUGGCUCGUCAGGAGGAAAAACUAGCGUCGCGCCCCCCAAAACAGUGUCUAAUGUCCAAUUCGUUGCGACACGCCGUAACAGGGGUGCCUCAACACAGCAAAGCGAAAAAAAGAAAAAACGUGCCCUGGCUGCCAUGCAGGACCCCUAGGCGUAGCUAAAGGGAAGAGGACACUCAUUACAAGUGCUCAUGUAUCUUUCGAAUAAUAAACUGGCAUUUUUGGCUGCGACAAA